AUGUCUUCAACUGCAAGACUGCAAUCGGCACCAAAAGAUGGUAAUUGGCAUGGCCGAAUUGAAGUAGGAGGGGAGUUCCCUCCCGAAACGGAUCGAUACCAUUUAUACAUUGGACUUUUCUGUCCAUUUGCCCAUCGAGUAAACCUCAUUCGACAUCUCAAAGGUCUCACUUCCAUUCUCCCUAUAUCCGUCGUCAAACCUUAUCCAAAGGGUGACGAUAAAGGAUGGCCCGGCUGGAAAUUCGCAACAGAAACCGAUCCUUACCCUGGCGCAACUGGAGAUCAUCUCUUUCAUUCCAAAUAUCUCCACCAGGUAUACUUCCGGUCUCAAAAAGAUUACAAAGGGAAAUUCUCCGUGCCCGUUCUGUGGGAUAAGAAGACAAAUCAAAUCGUUUGCAACGAAAGCUUGGAGAUCCUGCGGAAUCUGAAUACAGGAUUUGACAGCAUAUUGGAUGAUGAAUAUAAGAAUCUGAAUUUCUAUCCCGAGAAUUUGGCCGCCGAAAUCGAUGAAAUGGGAGAAUGGAUGCAAAACGAAAUCAAUACCGGAGUAUAUAAGGCUGGGUUUGCACCAAACCAAGAAACUUAUGACAAAAAUGUUGUGCCACUUUUCAAAGCUCUUAAUCGAAUGGAGGAAAUCAUCAAAAAGAAUGGAGGUCCAUAUGUUUUGGGCUCAGAAAUGACAGAAUUGGAUUUGAGGUUGUAUCCAACAAUUUGUCGCUUCGAUGCCGUGUAUGUGCAACAUUUCAAGUGUAACCUUGGAACAAUUCGGCACGAUUAUCCAGUAUUAAAUGCUUGGUUGAAACAUUUGUAUUGGGAAGUAAAGGGGUUUAAGGAAUCUACGGAUUUCAAACAUAUCAAGGAAAAUUACACGAAGAGUCAUGCGGACAUCAAUCCAAAGGCCAUCACACCGAUGGGUCCUAUCCCUAAUGUUGAGCGUGGAGUAGAUGAUGAUUGGAGUAAAUUGGUAGCAGGUAGGGUCGAAUUGGAAUAA
Messenger RNA from Botrytis sinoallii, 990 nucleotides. RefSeq lists its product as uncharacterized. Gene Ontology annotation, cellular component: cytoplasm. Lineage: Eukaryota; Fungi; Ascomycota; Leotiomycetes; Helotiales; Sclerotiniaceae. The transcript is spliced from 3 exons. Gene Ontology annotation, molecular function: glutathione transferase activity. Bases 1 to 990 code for a protein of 329 amino acids. The record is from RefSeq and is a predicted model, not a curated record.